AUGGCUCUGCAUUCACAGGACUACUUUCAAACUGCUUUUAAGGAGCAACUCAUACCAAAUUUUCCGUUGCCGCCAUUAGAUCUGAGAACUAAUUCAACAAAACUUUUGGAGAAACGGAGAGAGAUUCAAAACAUGGAUUCCUUGCUCAAAACACGGCGAGAGGAGUUUCAGGUGAAACAGAACAGUUUGAGACACAAAAGAGAAGAGCUUCAGAAAAAAGAGGAAAAACUUAAAGACUGUUUGAUCAAAUUUGACAAGUUCCUGAAAGAGAAUGAUGCUAAGCGUGUGCGCGGGCUGCAGAAAGCGCAGACAGAGAGAGUGUUAGUGCGACAGAAGGAGAUGGAGCUGCAGCAGUUGCACAGAGACGCUGCUCUCCUGCAGGAGCAGAGAGAGAAACUCCAGGCCACAGUGUCGCGGCUAGCCGUCUACCGCCACUUCCUCGAAGAGGUCGUCAAAAUGUCGGGGAAAUUUGAGGACGUCGGGCAUUUGAUGCGGCGUUUUGACACUCUUCUGUCAAACCGUGAGGAGCUGGUGGAGAGGCAGAGCGAGGCGGAGAAAGAGAGAGAGAGCAGGAGUCUGGAUCUGAGACGCAGCGUCACAGAACAGAGCUCUGCACUCGUUCAUCUGAAUAACAGGCUCUCCCGUCUGCAGACCGAACUGGACCACGCCCACGCACAGGCUCUCCAAUGGGAAACAACAUGGAACCGUAUCCAAGCAACUGCUGCUAAGGAAACACUGCUCCUAGGUCAGGUGAAGAUGGUGACCCUUAACCUGUAUCGCAUGAGCGGUGGGGUGACGGAGGGCAAGGACGGGGUCGGGCUUGAGGACACUGAGGCACAGCUGGAGAGAAUAAGACUCUUUAUCCAAGAUCGGACUGAGAUUGUUACCGGCCAGAAAUCCGAGAAAGGUCCGAGAUCUGUCCAUGAUAGACGGGAGAGAAGAACUGGACCCAAGCAGCUCUGA
This is a messenger RNA of Chanos chanos (milkfish), 963 nucleotides long. It is a transcript of the gene cfap73, whose product is annotated as cilia and flagella associated protein 73. The transcript has 7 exons. Lineage: Eukaryota; Metazoa; Chordata; Actinopteri; Gonorynchiformes; Chanidae. The record is from RefSeq and is a predicted model, not a curated record. The coding region runs from base 1 to 963 and encodes 320 amino acids.